AUGAAAACUGAGACCUGUUUGGGUAUUGUUCUCGUGGCCAUCAAUCCAUAUGAGCAGCUCCCUCUUUAUGGCGAUGAUGUAAUUUACGCUUACAGUGGGCAGGAUGUGAGCGACAUGGAUCCCCAUAUUUAUACAGUGGCCGGGGAAGCGUACAGGCAGAUGGCAAGGCAUGACAAGAACCAAUCGGUUAUAAUAAGUGGUGAAUCUGGAGCGGGAAAGACCAUGUCUGCCAAGUGCAUGAUGCGUUAUUUUGCAACCAUUGGUGGAUCUGCGAGUGAAACUAAUGUGGAGGAAAAAUUUCUUGCAUCCAAUCCCAUCAUGGAGGCAAUUGGAAAUGCCAAAACUACAAGAAAUGACAACAGUAGUCGUUUUGGGAAAUACAUAGAGAUUGAUUUCAAUAGUCGGUACCACAUAAUGGGAGCCAACAUGAGGACAUACCUGCUGGAGAAAUCAAGAGUUGUGUUCCGGGCGGCAGAGGAGAGGAAUUAUCACAUUUUCUACCAACUCUGUGCUUCAUCUCACCGGACUGAGUUUUCUGAAUUGGAUCUUGGUAGUGCUGAGAAAUACUUCUACGUUAAUCAAGGAGGUGACAUUCCGGUUAAUGGAGCUGAUGACACUGCAGACUUUGAGAGAACUCUGACUGCCUUCACUACCUUGGGUUUCUCUGAAUUUUUUCAAAUGGAAAUGUUUCGAAUUAUAGCUUCCAUCCUUCAUCUGGGAAAUAUAAACUUUAAAUCAAAUGAUCGUGAUGGUGAACGCACCUAUGUUAAUUCCAAUGAUGAGCAUCUCCAUCGGUUCUGUGAGUUACUGGGACUGGAGCAAAACCAGUUGGCAUUUUGGCUUUGCCACCGCAAGCUUGUAACACUGAAUGAGACGUACAUCAAAUCCAUGACCAUGAGGCAGGCCAGCUGCUCCAGAGAUGCUCUUGCCAAGCACAUUUACGGGCAACUUUUCAACUGGAUUGUGAAUCAAAUUAACAAAGCUCUGAGGUCCUCCUCGAAGUUACAUGCCUUCAUCGGUCUGCUGGAUAUCUACGGGUUUGAAACCUUUGAACGGAACAGUUUUGAGCAAUUUUGCAUUAAUUAUGCAAAUGAAAAACUACAGCAGCAAUUUAACUUGCAUGUGUUCAAGCUAGAACAGGAAGAAUACUUGACUGAAGGAUUAUCAUGGACACUAAUUGAUUACCACGACAAUCAACCUUGCAUUGAUGUUAUUGAAGCAAAGCUUGGCAUCUUGGAUCUACUAGAUGAAGAAUGUAAGAUGCCUAAAGGAACAGAUGAGAAAUGGGCACAAAAACUCUAUCACCAGCAUCAGCACACAAGUUACUACUUUCAGAAACCCAGGAUGUCGAAUUCUGCUUUCAUUAUUCAUCAUUUUGCAGACGAUGUAUUGUAUCAGUGUGAAGGAUUUGUAGAGAAAAAUAGAGACACAGUUUACGAAGAACCGAUGAACAUUUUGAAAGCAAGCAAGUCAGUGCUGGUUGUGGAGCUGUUCCACAAGGACACUGUUCCUGUCGGUGGUGGUCGGGUCUCCAAUAUCACUUUAAGGUCUUUAAGGAAAACGUUACCUGCAACAAGUGACCACAAGAAGACCGUGAGCUAUCAGUUUAGAGCAUCACUCCAACAACUAAUGGACACUUUGAAUUCUACAACUCCUCAUUAUGUUCGCUGUUUGAAGCCGAAUGAUACAAAGCAGCCCUUUUUGUUUAAUCCGAGGAGAAUGGUGCAACAAUUGAGGGCCUGUGGUGUCCUUGAGACAGUUCGCCUCAGUGCCGCUGGAUACCCCUCAAGAUGGACCUACACAGACUUUUUUAAUCGCUACAGAGUUUUGACAAGAAAAAGUGACGUGCAUGAUGACAAGAUACAGACCUGUAAGAAUGUGCUAGGAAAUCUAAUCAAGGAUGUAAAUAAGUACCAAUUUGGAAAGAGUAAGAUCUUCUUUGGUGCCGGACAAGUGGCCUACCUGGAGAGGCUACGAGUAAGCCAGUUGCGAGCUGCCUGCAUAACGGUGCAGAAGAUCAUGAGAGGCUGGUUUCAAAGAAAAAGAUAUCUGCAGACGUACAAAGCCAUUAUAGUCAUGCAGAAGUACACAAGGCGGUUUCUCGCUAAACAAUUUGUGGAGCGUUCCAGGCAAACGAGGGCUGCUGUGACCAUCCAGAAGCACUACCGGAUGUUGCCAGUGCGGAGACUCUAUGUACUCACUCGUAACUCAGCCAUUACAAUUCAAGCUUGGGCUAAAGGCAUGGCUGCAAGGCGAAUGUAUCGCAAGAUGGUCCAGGAGCAGAAGGCUAUUGUCUUGCAGAAAUACGUACGAGGAUGGCUGGCUGCCCUGAGGUAUGGGAGAACUCUGCACGCUGUUGUCUACAUACAGUGUUGUUACCGCCGCAUGAUGGCACAUCGUCUACUGAAGAAGCUGAAGGUGGAAGCUCGGUCAGUCGAACACUACAGGAAGCUGAACAAAGGGAUGGAGAACAAGAUCUUGCAGCUGCAAUGUAGAGUGAAUGAUCAGACUAAGGAGAACAAAACGCUGGUGGAGCAGAUGACAGCUCUCGCCACUUCUCACAAAAAUGAGGUGCGGUGUCUUAAGAAUGAAAUGGAACACAUUCACCGCAGAGAGGAAGAGACCAAAGUCCUGAUAAUGCAGGAGAUAACAGCAAAACUGCAGGAGGAACUCCAACAAGCUCUCCAGGGCAGGAGGGACACAGAAAUUAAAGCCUCUCACGAACUGAAUCUAUUGAGACGGCACCUUGCUGUUCUUGAAAAGGAAAAUGGUCAGUUAAAUGAUGAAAAAGAAACUUUUAAUAAACUAGUUCUGGAGCAGACAAAGAUCAUUGAAGAACAAGUUGCCCUCAAGGUGGCGUCAAAGAGUCGCCAAUUGCAGGCUGAGGCUGAGCAGGAGCGCUUUCACUACCAGAGUCUGAUGAAAGAAUUCUCCCGUCUCGAGCAGAGAUACGACAACCUGAAGGAUGAGAUGUCCUUUAUGAAGUAUCAAGAGCCUGAAAAUGGGAACAAGAUACUAAAGGAAGAGCUCAACCAGCAAAGAAAUGUCAGCAAUUCUGCAAAUGGCUCCAGUGAACAAAACAGUGCCAGCUGUCAUUUACUGAACCAGCUUGAAGCAGCCACUGAAGAAGUGGAAAUUCUUAAAGAGCAACAGAUUUGGUUUAAAUCUCAACUCCUUACAGCAGAGAAGAAGAUCGAGGCAAUGAAAAAUAAGGCUUCUAUGGUGGACAUGUCUGCAUUACCUAAAGAUGGAAAUAAAAUGUCGGCCGAUGAUUUGCGAUGUGCGUAUGAUGCUGUCCGUGUGGCCAACAAACUUCUCCUGGACCAGUUACAGGAAGAGAAGGAUCGACGUUUGAAGGAAAUUGAGGUUUUCCAACGUGAAGCCAGAGAGUCUGGCGAGAAGUUUGAGAAGCGGCGCCACUGGUUUGCUCGGUCACGGGAAGCUGCGCUUGUGGACGGUUUGGACGGUGGUUUACGGCAGGAAAUUGUGAGACUUGCCAGUGAAAAUUUGGACUUACUGGAGCAGAUGGACAAACUGAAUAGAACUGUACAGAAGCUGAACAAACAGCUGAAAUCCAUGGAGGAGUCAAGAAAAAUGAAAUAUCUCCCUGAAUCCAGAGUCGGAGUACUGCCUGAAAUGGCUUCCAUCCAAAGGAAAGUUAAAGGUUUCCAAGGAAUGUUGGAAUGCAGAAAAGAAGAUGAAGCUCAAUUAAUCAAGAAUCUUAUCACGGAUCUCAAACCACACUCUGAUGCCAUGGUUCCACUGCCCACCCUACCAGCUUUCAUUCUCUUCAUGUGUAUCAGACAUGCCGAUCACACACGUGAUGAGCAGAGGGCUCACUCCAUAUUCACAGCCGCCAUAGAGGGGAUCAAGAAAGUCUUAAAAAGGAACAAUGACUUUGAGGUGUUGGCGUUCUGGCUGUCGAAUACUUACCGACUACUCGUCUGCUUACGCCAGUAUAGUGGAGAUGAGAAUUCUGUUGAAAUGAACACGCCUGAACAAAGAAAGCAUGCCUUGAGGAAUUCUAAUCUGUCCCAAUAUUGCCUGGUUUUAACUGACCUCAUCAUACAACUCUAUCACCAACUGAUCACAACUGCAGAGGGAAGACUCCGACUGAUGAUCGUGUCUGGGAUGCUUGAGAACGAUACAAUUCAGAGCGUGACUGUGCGUCCAGCCCGUUAUAGAAAGAAAGCGGCAGAUGUCCCUGGCAACCCUGGCUUAUACACACUGAAGUCCAUCCUCCAGCAACUCAACGCAUUCCACCACACCAUCUCCAAACAGGGUCUCCACUCCGAGAUCAUCAAACAGGUUUUCCGGCAGGUUUACUACAUAAUUGCAGCCGUCACACUGAACAACCUGCUUCUCCGGAGGGAUGUGUGCUCAUUUAAUAACGGGGUCCAAAUCAGGAACAAUCUCAGCCAACUAAUUGAAUGGUUAAGAGGCAAGAGUUUGCACCAGAGUGGUGCAGCGGAGUUACUGGAGCCGCUGAUACAAGCAACACUGCUCUUGCAAUUGAACAAGGUGACUGAUGCCGAUGCUGAGGCUAUCUGCUCAAUGUGCACAGCACUCUCUCAGCCACAGAUUGUGAAGAUUUUGACCCUCUAUACACCUAUUAAUGAAUUUGAGGAGCGUGUGACUGUAUCUUUUAUAAAGAACAUCCAGAGUCGAUUAGCAGGCAGAAGUCCAAGUCGGCACUUACUGAUGGAAUUGAAGCACGUGUUUGCUGUGAAUUUUCCUAUCAUUCCCUCGCCAGUGAACCUGGAGGAGAUUCGAAUCCCUGAAACCUUGGAGCUGGACUUUCUCAAGAGAAUCUGAAGAUUGUUUUUGGGAGAUUACUUUCUACUUGCGCAGAUUUGUAACUGACAAGGUUUUUGAAAAAAAAUUUGCACGAGUCAUGAUUAUUUAGAAAUCGUGCAUCAAACAUUUAAUUGAAUAGUUCAGUCUGCCUUAACUCAAGCUGUUUUAAGUAAAUUCAAUUGACAAUAACUUUUAUCACUUAUUUAUUGUAGAUAUGAAAGUACAUAAUUUAGGUAAUUGGUUGAUGCUUCUGCAAUUAAACUAAAUUCGGCACUUUAGAAAACUAAUGUGCAUUCCUUUAACCUUUGCACAGGUGUUCAGUUUGGCUGCUAUCAGUUUUUAAGCUAACAUAUUAUUGCACUGUUAACAGAGUACCUUUAUCUCAAUAUUAUAUUUGCACCUGAGCAACCAGGCACUAGACAUGGUGUGUCACUGAUCUAACAAGUAGAAAUGUCGCAUUCUGAAUCAAACUCCCACUGAUUUUACUCCUCCCCACUUCCCCACGUCCCAAACAUCAAGUGGCUUCACUGUGGGAGAGAUCACCUGGUUACAAUAAGCAUAAUAUAUUGGGAUAUUCUGUCACGUUCAAUGAUAUUUGUCGUUUGUAAAUUCAUAACUAACAUUUUAAUGCUAAGAGGUCAUGUUUAUAACAUUUGUGGAUUUUUAUGUACAGACAUGUAAAUGUGUUAAACUUAUUAAUGUGAAAAAUAUGAAAUGUGAAAUUGUUUAAUGCAUAUCUUCAUUAAAGAGAAUGACAAU
Amblyraja radiata (thorny skate) is the source of this 5556-nucleotide messenger RNA. Its product is annotated as unconventional myosin-Vb-like. The coding region runs from base 1 to 4815 and encodes 1604 amino acids. The transcript is spliced from 34 exons. Lineage: Eukaryota; Metazoa; Chordata; Chondrichthyes; Rajiformes; Rajidae. Gene Ontology annotation, cellular component: myosin complex; actin cytoskeleton; cytoplasm. Gene Ontology annotation, biological process: actin filament organization. Gene Ontology annotation, molecular function: microfilament motor activity; actin filament binding; ATP binding. The record is from RefSeq and is a predicted model, not a curated record.